CUUUCAGGAAAGCCCAAAGUGUAUCAAGGGGUUAGAGUGAAGAUCACUGUGAAGGAAUUACUGCAGCAGAGAAGGGCCUGGCAAGCAGUGGCAGAUGCAACCGUUCCCCGAGGUGGCAACGGUGGCAGUGUCCAGUUUCCAGAGCCUGCCUCUCCUCCUUGCACAGAGCCGUACUUUGAGGCUGAGCCCAUCACAUCUGCUCCCAGCUACUUCCAGCCCCGGGCAUUUCCAAACUGCAUUUCCUGCGAGGAGAACCCGAGCUAUUUGGAGCAGCUGUUUGAUUCUUAUCUCCAAGCAGAGCCGCCCUCGGACACCUCUCUCAACGCUUUCCAGACCUCCACACAUUACAACCCAGACAUCUUCCAGCCAGCUCCUCUCUCUUUCAGUCAAAGCCUGGUUCCAGGAUCUCCAGAUUCACCCGAUCUCUUCAGCCCACUAGAUUAUACUUAUUCCCCACCGCAGCUGCCUCCUUUUGCUCCACUGAACUACAGCACUCCCUCGCCUCUCGAUACCAAGAACUAUGGGUAUGCCGGGGAGGAGUGGGCCUACCAUGCCCACCCCCAUCCGCAGUCCAGCUGCUCCCCGUCCGCCUGUUACUGCACAUCCUGCGGCUCAGAGCACUUGGAGAGCAUCAGGGUGUCUGAAUACUACCCCUACCCGAGCACAGACUGCAUGGACUACCUGCCCCCAGCGACGAUGGCUGAUGACUUCUUUAGAAGAGACAGGAGCUGUGACAUCUGCUACAGUUAAUGGUGGUGGUGGCUUUAGACAGACACGUCCCAAGACCAGUUAACUCCAGGUGUUACCCGGAGCACCACUGCCUGACACAAAGUCCAGUUUCUUCCUCACCACUUACACUGAAGCAAGUUAGCCAUCGCUGCCAUAGUUUUCACUCACAGCCAUUCUCCUGUCCUGUGCGUUACAAUUUCAUUGUGAACAAGCUCUUUUUU
Molecule: messenger RNA, 950 nt
Organism: Gavialis gangeticus (Gharial)
Lineage: Eukaryota; Metazoa; Chordata; Crocodylia; Gavialidae
Gene: POU2AF3
Product: colorectal cancer associated 2
Exons: 4
Cellular component (GO): cytoplasm
Molecular function (GO): DNA binding; POU domain binding
Source: RefSeq, a predicted model, not a curated record